AUGCAUUUACCUGCAGAGAACACGACGCCGUUAAUCUUGGCCGCCGCUAAUGGUCAUUACGAAUGUGUCAAAGAGUUACUGGAACAAGGCUCCGAUGCGGCCGCGCGAAGAGUGACAGGGACAACAGCAUUAUUCUUUGCCGCGCAGGGCGGAUUCUUGGACAUCGUGCAACUGCUGCUUGAGAAUGAUGCACCUGUCGACUCGCUGAGCGUCGACGGCGGAAGUCCGCUCUUCGUCGCGUGCCAAUGCGGACACAUGGACGUCGUCAAGGAGCUGGUGGACCGCGGCGCGCAAGUGAAUGCCCACAUGAAAGACAGAGCCACACCGUUAUUUAUAGCGGCACAGAAUGGGCAUUACAAAAUUCUGCUGUUCCUGUUGGCGCGAGGAGCCGCGCCUGAUUCCCGACGUACUGAUGGAGCGACGCCAUUAUGGAUAGCCGCCCAAAUGGGUCACGAUCAUAUCGUUUCGCAACUGUUGAAAGCUGGCGCACGAGUUGAUUCCGCUAGACAUGAUGGAGCUACGCCUCUCUUCAAGGCAGCCCACAAAGGACAUUCUCAAGUUGUUGGCGCUUUGUUAAAGUAUCGACCAUCGCUUGGACUCCUGCCAAAUGGUGAAAGUGCUCUUCAUGCUGCGGCGCUUGUGGGUUGCCUACCAGUGUGCAAACAACUCGUUGCUGCUGGAGCUGAUCCUUUUCUGAAGAAUCAGGAAGGUUUUCAGCCUGCAGAGUUAGCACUGAAUAACAAACACGCGGCGGUUUCUGAUUAUUUGAAGAACUGUGUGCGACGCACACCAAAAUGACACCGCCGCAAGGAACUAGGAUCAUUUAUCCGCGUUAAUUCGAAUUUAUUGAUUGCUGGCGAUGAUAAUCGUAAGAAUUCUGAUUGUAUUCAAGAUGGCGACGAGUGUGUCCUACAUGGUGCCUCUUGUGCAUCUACAAGCGGCUAGAAAUCACGUUGAUUAAGAAUCAUAUCGUGUUUGUAUUUAAGAUAAGAAAAUUGUUUAUUGUUAAAGAAUAUAAGUUGAUUGACUGACUGAGAAGUGCCAAACACUUGCUUAAAACUUACAAUUACGUGUUACUGUAAAUUGAAUUAUAUUUUGUUGUUGCGUUUCUGCAUUGUAAGUAUAUUGUAAAUAGUACUUAAUUACUAUUGUAAAGACUAUGAAAACGACGUUUAUUUAUAGUUUAUGACGUCACAUUGUUGAUUCUAAUAUAUAAUAUAUUACCUUAUAAUACUUA
Dalotia coriaria is the source of this 1237-nucleotide messenger RNA. Its product is annotated as ankyrin repeat domain-containing protein 29-like. Lineage: Eukaryota; Metazoa; Arthropoda; Insecta; Coleoptera; Staphylinidae. Gene Ontology annotation, molecular function: protein binding. Bases 1 to 798 code for a protein of 265 amino acids. The record is from RefSeq and is a predicted model, not a curated record. The transcript has 7 exons.